Molecule: messenger RNA, 1197 nt
Organism: Adineta ricciae
Lineage: Eukaryota; Metazoa; Rotifera; Eurotatoria; Adinetida; Adinetidae
Source: the annotation of a GenBank genome assembly
AUGGCAAGCAACACUACUUACGAUUCAAGUCGAGAUAUUCGUCGUACACGAUUGAUUUUACUUUCGACGUUGUUUUUUGUUGGCUUAGCUGGCUGUUCAAUAGUUUUGUUAUGGUUGAUACGUUACACGCGAUUUAAUAUGCGAUCAGUUCGAAUCUGUACAAUUAUUCUUAAUUUGAUUAUUGCCAAUGUAUCUGUUUACAUUUUUGCAACUGGCAUACAGAUCUAUUGGGAAUUUCAAACGAACCGACAAUGGCCAUUUAGUGAUUUAAUCUGUCGAGUGGUGAAAUUCUUUCAAAGUUUUUCAAUCCUUUCAUCGUCCUACAUUGUCGUCGCAAUGGCAAUUGAUCGUUGUAUUGCAAUAGUAACUCCGUUGAAAGCUGGCAAAAUUCGAGUACUUUAUUUAUGUGGCGCUGCUUGGGGCCUCGCAGGUCUCUUAUCAACACCGAACGUGUUCAUCUUUCGAUUGCAUGUCAAUGGAUCCGCUCGAUUUUGUACAGCAGGCUUUCAUCAGCAAACAACACGUACAGGUCACCGUAUUUAUUUAACAUUUAUCUCACUCGUUGUUUACUUCUUGCCAUUUCUUGUACUUGUCCUUUGUUAUACAUUAAUUUUUAUCAAAUUACUCUGCCGAGAACAUAAGCAACAGAAUGGAUUUUCUAGUCAAUCGUCAAGUAAUUGCUGUUUAUGGAUAUGUAAAAACAAAUUGAAUCCAUUUACGAAAAUAUCUGCUCAGAAAAGCGAGAUGAAAUCUUUGUUCAACGAGAAUCAUCUUGCACAACAACGAGCGAAUACCUACGCGAAAGCUCGCUCGAAAACAUUUCGCAUGAUCAUUGUUCUUGUUUUAUUCAUGAUCGUAUUUGGUGCACCAUACUAUUGUCUAGAAUUAUAUACAGCUUAUACAGGUCGAAGAACUUCCGACUUGAUAUUAGCGUUAGCAGGCGGAGCAGCUGUUGCUCCUUCAUCGAUAGAUCCGUGGAUAUUUCUAUUAUUCUGGGUUAAUUGGAAUGAACCAGCCAAUAUGAAUAAUAGUCGUCGAUUAGCAACGAUGAGUUUGCAACAGCAGCAGCAGCAACAACAACAACAACAACAACAAAAACAAUGUGUGCGAACGAAACGAAUAGAUCGUGCGCAGACGCUAGACUGUCCCUUUCAACGCCUUGCAUUAGAAACUGGAACACUUCAUUACAAAAGUUAG